Messenger RNA from Capsella rubella, 1104 nucleotides. RefSeq names its product pollen-specific leucine-rich repeat extensin-like protein 1. NCBI's taxonomy places the organism in Eukaryota, Viridiplantae, Streptophyta, Magnoliopsida, Brassicales, Brassicaceae. The coding region runs from base 1 to 1104 and encodes 367 amino acids. The record is from RefSeq and is a predicted model, not a curated record. The transcript has a single exon.
AUGUCGAACCGAUCAGGUCGAUCAGGUCGUUCUUGGUACCGUCUCUCUAGCAUCGUCCGACCCACGGCAUAUUCAUCUCGCGACCCAUCCUCUCCCCACUACGUCAUCGAACCACCACUGUCUCCGGCUGUCUCACCAUCACCUCCUCCCCCACCAAGAUCUGCACCAAAGGAAGUCCGAGAGACUAAACCGAAUCCAGUUGUAUCGCCAAGGCCGUCUGUAAAAUAUGAAACACCUAAGUGGAGGCACGAACGGGAGACCACUAGUCAGAAAAUACUUACAUUUUCGGAUAAUACAAAGAAGGAACAACAACACGAUGAUGAACCGUCUCCGGCUGCUCCACCUCCACCUCCUAGAUCUCCACCAAAUGUUGUCAAAGAGACUAAACCGAGUCCGGUUUUAUUGUCACAGACUACAAAGUAUGAACCACCUAAGCAACAAGAACAACAAACCUCGUACAUAGACCAAACAAGGAGCAGCCACAACAACAACACGAUGAUGUCCCCGGCUGCUCAACCUUCACAUCCGCCGCCUCAACUGAUGUGCCCACCACUACGUCCUCCGUCCCCAGAGGAAGUCCAAGAGGCUAAACAGACUCUGGUUAGUUCUUCGCCGUCCAUUAGCCAAGAACCACAUAAGCCUAUGCAGGAACACGAGACCACUCAACAGAAAAACAUAGUUACAUUAUCGGAGAAAACAAACAUCGUACACGGACCAAACGAAACGUUAUAUCCCGAGUUGGAUGAUGAUGCCAUAAUAGGCACACAAAGCGUCAUAACCAUUUCAGGUGAAAACAAAGGAGCUGUAAUGGAGAUCCUACAGUCACCGAGCAAGACACGUGGACCAUAUUUAAUUAGUAACGGCCCUGAGAAAAGUGCAGAGGAAAAGUCAAAACCAAAGCGUAAGUCAAAUAACCAUAACAGUAAAGGUGAAAAUCGUUUUGUGAACAGUAAUGUUCAGAUCAUAAACGGCUCCGUCGUUUGCAACUCGUCGGAGACUCAUCAUGAUCCCGGCGUUCAUCUUAGCCUUUACCGGAACUCUAGCACCGGCAAUGAUUUUAUUAUCAAGGACCAUGGAAAUGGAUACACCAGCUCAUUCAACUAA